AUCUUUUUAUUGGUUAUGUAACCAAUAAAACGGCGGUGUUUCUUGUUAAACAGCAUCAACGAAUUUCACGAAUUCAACUAUAAUUAGUUCAAAAAUUGCAACUGUAAGGAACAAUCCUAUUGAUCAACUGUGUUUUGUUCUAUGUACUAUUCUGUUUCUUUCUAUACAACAUAACCUAACAAGCUAAAAGAAGAAUAAGAAUAUUGCUGAAUUGGAAUAGUGCUGAAUAACUUGAGAUAUAAAAUGUAAAUUGCUAACAGAAAAGUCCAUAACAAUGAGUAAAGAAGGACGAUUUUCUUCGCAUGAGUUACAGCAAUAUCGCGAGCGGUUAAUAAAACAGAAGGAAUUUCUGACUGAUAUAUUAUCUAAAAUUGAAAAACAAAUACUCGCAUUGCAGGUUGAACGAUUGCAUUUGAGAAACAGUCUGUUUGGGGCAGAAUGUACAGGUCAAGCAAUAUUACCAGAUUCACCAGACAAAUCAAGUAAUGUGAAGAUUGAACCAAUGAAUGAUGUUAAUCCACAAGAUUUCAACAAACAACAGUUGGAUUUAUCUGUACCAAUAUCAUACAAUAAUUUUGAAGAGGAAACUGAAGACGACGAAAUGUCUGAAAAUGAAAAAAUAAUAGAGAAGAAACUUGACCUUAUGGAUUACUAAAUAAACUAAUACUAAAUUUCUACUUGCUGAUUAAUACUAUAAGGAAACCAAGUUUUAACUCCUAAACUUACAUACCUUGUUAAGAUGACAUUAAUGUUAAUUUAUAUGCACAGGGAGAUGUUAAAAUAAACUCACAAUUAUCCUAUAAGAUUA
Odontomachus brunneus is the source of this 808-nucleotide messenger RNA. RefSeq lists its product as uncharacterized. The transcript has 2 exons. Gene Ontology annotation, cellular component: nucleus. Lineage: Eukaryota; Metazoa; Arthropoda; Insecta; Hymenoptera; Formicidae. Gene Ontology annotation, biological process: transcription by RNA polymerase II; transcription initiation at RNA polymerase III promoter. The record is from RefSeq and is a predicted model, not a curated record. Bases 275 to 655 code for a protein of 126 amino acids.